CUGGCUUUCGAGCAAAGCACCUCGGAAUCGAGUCCCACCAGCGGACAUUUUUCUCUCCUUCUUCAGUGCACCUGCGCUUGAAAUGUGCCGCAGUCAUCUCAAUCGACGGCUCAAGCUAUCAUACCCACGCAUAACAAACUCCAUUUCUACUCGCCCGCGACACUCUCCACCAACCCAAGAAGCCGCUGUGGUUUGCGCUCAUCGUCGCCGUCAACCCCAUGUCACAUACCAAGAGAUCUCAUAAGACGUAUGAGGCUGACCUAUACGACGAUCAAGUCGCCGCACAUGUCUCCUUCGGCACCCCUUUGCCUCCCUUAGACCCGGACACACGUGACGAUGGCUCCUACGUUCCCUUACACAAGCAGCAGGUGAGGGACGAGCAUGGGCGGCGGCGCCUUCAUGGCGCUUUUACUGGAGGAUGGAGCGCAGGAUACUUCAAUACUGUCGGAUCAAAAGAGGGUUGGACUCCGUCCACCUUCAUCUCGAGCCGCACGAACCGACAGAAGGGGAAAUCGAAUACGUUCCACCACCGGCCAGAGGAUUACAUGGAUGAAGAAGAUCUUGCGGACGCCACUGCCACUCAAGAAAUCCGGACCACUGAUCCCUUUGCCGCCCUUGGGGCUUCGAGCCAUGUUGGACGUCAUCCUGUUAAGCUGGCUGGCUUAAUGAGAAGACAGUGUGAUAGCAUGGGUUUCGAGCUUCUGCGGAGGAUGGGCUGGAAGGACGGACAAGGCAUUGGGCCGAAAGUACGUCGGGAAGCGCGUUUAGGCGCUUCGGCAAACACUACGACUGCUGCGUCAAACGAAACCCAUCUCUUUGCGCCGGACGAUGUUGUUAUGGUUACUUUUUCUCGCAAGGCCAACCAGCGGGGUUUGGGCUACCAGGAGGAACGUCCGCUCUCGCAGCUCUCCGGGUCUGCCAACGAUCAAUACGGACUACAAAGCCUUGGGGCUGAUCUUGACAAAGGGGUUGACGACUCUGCCAGCGGGCCUCGUCUUUCACUUGGCAUGCCUGACAAGAAACAGAAGCAGGCACAACAUGGGGGCUUCGGCGUUGGGAUCUUAAACGACACCGGCUCAGACGAAGAUGACCCAUACGAGAUGGGGCCCCGAAUAUCAUAUAACCGAACCCUGGGCAGCGACAAGAUGAAGAAAAGGCAGUCCGCGAGUACCACUGUGGCGGCAAAUCCAGCGCUGCGAACAAAACCAGUAUUUGUUUCUAAGUCCGGCUCGGCCAGGGUUCACGUCCAGCCAACAUGUCUGGAUGGCAAACCGCCGCUGAAAGGCUUUGUCAUGGGCCACUCUUCAGAACCCCGACAAAUCAGACAGUCGCUGUCGUGUUAUCCCCCCCCAACCAUCCCCCCUGAAUGGGCGUCAGGGAAACGUCGCAUGGACGCCAAACAACCAACGGCGUACGCGUCGACGAAAGAUGCCGCAAAGGCUGCUUGUCACGAUCCCAGGUCUCGAGCGGCGAUUCUAGGCGAACCCGCCCUCCCUGGAAAGUCUGUCUUUGACUACAUGUCAACUGCUUCGCGCGAGCGACUGGCUGCGUUCACUGGCCGAUCGAAUCUCCCACCGGCCAAAGGCGAGGUUCUGCCAGAGCAUGGCAAAAAAGCCGAGCAGAGGCUGCAGGACAGGCUGCAGAGCAUACCCAGACUGGCCAAAGAGACGGCUAUUGCAGCAAUGAGUCGUGGAGCAGGUGCGGGUGGCCCUUAUGCAAACGAUGAGGCCAAGCGUGCACGUUACCGGCUCUAUCUGCAGAGUGCGGCUGGAUUUGGUGGCUCAACUCCCACUAAACCUCAAAACAUGACGGACAAUGACUAUAUCAAGGAGAUUGAGGAGUUUCAUGGGUGCGCGCAGCUUUUCAAGCCCAUGACAGGAUUCAUGGCCACCCGGUUCACGACUGCUUCAACGGGAAGCAAGGGACCUGGGGAUUCAGGGUCCAGCUCGGACUCGAACGUGCAGAGGCUUGUCAGGCCACCCAAGCCAGCAGAUCCAUUCGAAGAGGCAGCAAAAAUGGGCAUGUAUGGGCGCAUGACGAGGCUGACUGAAAAUUUCUUCCCGACCAGAUUGCUAUGCAAGCGCUUCGGUGUCCCGCCACCCUCCCACGUCCAACCCGACCUGGAGCCUGGUGCCUCUUCGGAGACUCGCGGUUCGUUCCAUGGACUACCUGCCAGUAUAGACAUGGCAAGGCAGCCGUUAAUCUGCGGGAUGGACACAAACGGAGUGGGUGAUUUGCCGGGGCCAAAGCCAGCGGACAAUGCGUCCGAGACCGGAGACAAGGUCGCCGAGGCCUCGCGGCCAAGUGAUGAUGUCUUCAGGGCAAUAUUUGGUGAUAGCAGUGAGGAGGAAUAAUGAAGUAAGUGUCGGCCAAUUUUUAUUGACUUGCCGUGGUAGCAACAACGGUGACGGCACGCGUAUCUGUGUCUAACACGAGAAGCGAUUGUGAUGUGCUGAGUAUCGACAGAGAUUGUGAUUGCACACGAUUUAUCUUUGAUUGCUCCCCUGUGAUGGUAGCCCAGGGCUAUGUGGUGUUGCGCCAUAGCAAGGUCGCUGUUCGACUAUGGUCUCAUCUUGUGGACUUGGGGUUGGAGAACUUGAUGGGGAAGUUGUGGGCUCCGGCGUCUCUCUAAAACCAUGACGCCAUGCAGUGUUCUUUAUCCUGGGCCAACUCGAGCUGAGUACCACGCCUCGGUUCAACACAGUUCAGUUCAUGAAUGUUGCGGGGAAUUGCCACUGUCCAAGGCCAAGAUCCCAGUACGAGUUGCACAAAGGGAGUUGAUGCCCAUGGACAAUAUUACCUGCCAUUGGACAGCCUCCUAUGUUUCCAUGGGCGGUUAGAGCGAACAAGACCUGGCGAUGGCGGCGCUUAUUGGCUAGCAGAAUCCCGGCAAGGCCCACCACAGCUUCCUGGGUGACAGUCACAGUCACAGCGGGGCUAGGUAGGACCAUGUCAGCAGUUACGUGAUCGUGGAAUAGGGCGAC
Molecule: messenger RNA, 2984 nt
Organism: Colletotrichum destructivum
Lineage: Eukaryota; Fungi; Ascomycota; Sordariomycetes; Glomerellales; Glomerellaceae
Product: Putative G patch domain-containing protein
Exons: 2
Coding region: 219-2354 (711 amino acids)
Biological process (GO): mRNA processing
Cellular component (GO): nucleus
Molecular function (GO): RNA binding
Source: RefSeq, a predicted model, not a curated record